This is a messenger RNA of Neoarius graeffei (lesser salmon catfish), 5368 nucleotides long. RefSeq names its product REV1 DNA directed polymerase (gene rev1). Gene Ontology annotation, biological process: error-prone translesion synthesis; error-free translesion synthesis. Gene Ontology annotation, molecular function: damaged DNA binding; deoxycytidyl transferase activity; DNA-directed DNA polymerase activity. NCBI's taxonomy places the organism in Eukaryota, Metazoa, Chordata, Actinopteri, Siluriformes, Ariidae. The coding region runs from base 484 to 4281 and encodes 1265 amino acids. Gene Ontology annotation, cellular component: nucleus. The record is from RefSeq and is a predicted model, not a curated record. The transcript has 23 exons.
GGUGACAGACUCGGGGAAGGGAGCUAACGGUGGACGGGGCUAUUGGCAAUGGGGAGAGGACAUGGUACGGGAAGCGGGAUCGUUCUGGAGCUACGAGAGCAUGUCGGUGAUCUCGAAAGACGCUGUUUGUACGACUGUUCUUUUCGUGAUCUUCUGAAACACAUGUAGGAAAGAUUCAGUGGACGACGCUGCUGAUCUUUUGGAAGCAACUGCGCUUUGGUUUGGACAGAUUAACAUUAUUUAAAAAGGGGAGAGAUUUAGACUGGCGACCUGUCCAGGUUGAACCCCUACCGUUCACCGGAAGUCAGCUGGGACUGGCUCCAGCUCACCUGCAACUCACAAUGAAUAAGUGGUGUAGAAAAGGAGUGGGCAAGUUAUAAGUUCAAAGAAUUAUUAGAACAACUGUAAUCCACAAUAUUGCCAUACGCUAGAUACUUUUUAUUUUACGGUCCUGUUUACACGUCCCUAAAAGGCUCACAAGACAUGCAUGGUAACGACAAAGGAACUGGAGUCGGUGUAGAGAAAAGAUUCCUCAGUAUGAGUCGUGAUGGAUGGAGGAAGAAAGCCAGUGAAGAAGAUGGUUGGGGAGGAAGGGGGGGCUACAUGGCUGUGAAAGUCACUAAGCUGGAGGAGCAGUUUAUGAGGGAUGCUCCCAGGGAGAAGGAAAAACAGGGGAUCUGUUCCAGCAUCUUCAGUGGAGUGGCUAUCUAUGUUAAUGGAUACACAGAGCCCAGUGCAGAUGAAUUGCGCAGACUAAUGAUGCUACAUGGAGGACAGUAUCAUGUGUAUUACUCACGUACCAAAACUACUCACAUCAUUGCCACCAACCUGCCUAAUGUUAAAAUACAGGAACUGAGGGGGGAGAAAGUAGUGCGGCCAGAGUGGAUCACUGACAGCAUAAAGGCAGGGCAGCAGCUCUCAUAUCUGCAAUAUCAGCUAUAUGCAAAGCAGAAGGGUCUAAACUUUACCAGUGUGCAACCUCGGCAAGUACAGGAGCAAGCCGGGUCCGGUCAAGGGCCAUCCCAGUUCAAUCUGAACCUUCCACAACCGCGCAACCAUCAUAAUUUCACAAACCCAGCUCUCACAGUCACACAGUCGGCACCAUCCACGCCUACUGAGAAAAUGACUCGGCAGAUGGUAAACAAACUGAAUGGCUCCCAUAUUAAUUUCUCUAAGGAGGAAGGUCCCAAACUUAAUGGGGUCCAUGAGGGUCACACUUGUAACAGUUCUGCGGUUACUUUUCUAAAAGGAUCAAAAGACCGUCUGCAAAAAAAUGGUUAUGUAUAUCCUAUGAAUGGUGCCUUAAAACAUCAAGACAAUGUAUCUUGUUCAAAAUCUACAUGCCAAGGAACAGAGUUCAGGUGCCCUCAACCAAAAACUGAAGAAAUGGGGAUGUCUAGCAGCACUAUUUCUGGUGGUCUUGCAUCAGAUGUAGCACCCAUAGGCAGCACCUCACUACCACCCAGCCCAUCAAGGGCCACUCAUCAUGAGCAAAUCUCUGAUUCUUCCAUGCUUUCAGAGCCACCCUCAGCAGCAAUUGCAGCUAUUCAGGAAAAGCAAGUAGAUUCAGAAAGGUCACUUGGCCUGGAUCGGAUGAGCAGAGUCAGACUGAACGGGAGCCACCAUGUUGCAUCUACUGUCGCGCUAACAGGCAAACAGUCAGCACAAGGCCCAGAGCCUGGGAUUAUCUCGGAGUUCUUUUCUCGCUCACGGCUCCAUCAUAUAUCUACAUGGCGGAACGAGUUCUCAGAGUAUGUAAACACCCUGCAGAGCAGGCAACGGUCUGCUGGGGGUGCCGUGUUCUCUGGAAAAGAGAGGCUGAAGAAGCUUAGAACGGACCACUGUGCAGGUACCUCAUUUAUGCCUGCUCCUCAGGUAUGUCAGUCUUGUAUUCUGCAUGUGGACAUGGACUGCUUCUUUGCAUCAGUGGGGAUUAGACAUCGACCUGAACUUAGAGGGAAGCCAGUGGCUGUGACAAGUAAUCGUGGGCGGGGGCUUGUUGCUCAGCGUCCUGGUGCGAACCCUCAAAUAGAGUUCCAGUACUAUCGGAGGAAGCAAACUCAGCACAGAACAGGAAGGACAGGUGAUGACAUCGAGCUGACCCCUUCUCCAGAGACGGAGGAGACUGGCAGUAAUGGAGUGGAGCAUGACCAUGCUGUUCUCUCUAUGGCAGAGAUUGCUUCCUGUAGCUAUGAGGCCAGGCAGGCUGGUGUGAGGAAUGGCAUGUUUUUCGGUCAGGCGAAGCAGCUGUGUCCUGAGCUGCAGUCGGUUCCCUAUGAUUUCCAUGCAUACAAAGAGGUGGCACUGGCAAUGUAUAAAACUCUGGCCAGUUAUACAUAUAACAUUGAGGCUCUAAGUUGUGACGAGGCCUUACUGGAUGCCACAUCCCUCCUGGCAGAGCUGGGGAUCACCCCUGAUGAGCUGGCCACUGCCAUCCGUGCUGAUGUGAGGGAGAGGACUGGCUGUUGUGCCUCCAUUGGCAUGGGCUCCAACAUCCUCUUGGCUAGGAUGGCAACCCGGAAAGCAAAACCAAAUGGCCAGUAUUUUCUCAGACCAGAGGAAGUGGACGACUUUAUCAGAGACCAGCCUGUCACUAGCCUGCCUGGAGUGGGACGCUCUAUGAGCAGUAAGCUAGCCUCUCUUGGUGUGAUAUCUUGUGGGGAUCUGCAGCAGCUGUCCAUAGUGCGUUUGCAAAAGGAGUUUGGCCCACGGACAGGACAGACUCUCUUCCGCUUCUGCAGAGGGCUGGAUGACCGGCCUGUAUGCAGCGAGAAGGAAAGGAAGUCUGUGUCUGCUGAGAUGAACUACAACAUCCGCUUUACAAACGUCGAGGAGGCAGAAACUUUUCUGACUAAUCUGUCUAUGGAGGUACAGAAGAGAUUGCAGGGAGCAGGACUUAGAGGUCGCCGUGUUACCCUGAAAAUUAUGAUGCGUAAAGCAGGUGCUCCUGUGGAGCCUGCCAAGUAUGGAGGCCAUGGCAUCUGUGACAACCUGGCAAGGUCUGUGUUGCUACCUCAUCCUACAGACUGCGGGCAGCUCAUAGCAGCUGAGGUCAUUAAGCUCUUCCGUGCCAUGAAGCUUGCUGUUAUUGACAUGAGAGGAGUGGGACUACAGGUGCACCUGCUAGAGAGCUCGCACUCGGAUGCUGCCAUAUGUCGCUCUCGCAGUAUCCGAGACUUGUUCACAAGUAGACGGCCCACGGUCAACCAUAGCAGAGAUAUUCAAAAAGCAGAUGGUUUGUCUAGAAUGUCUUCCAAUCAAAAGGAGAUUUCUUCUCCUGCCACAACCUCAUGUACUUUUUCAGAUUCGAUGCCUGGGACAAGUAAAGCAGGACCUUCUACCACACACUCACCCAGCCAUUCUCGAGCAGACCUCAACCUCAGCAUAGAAGUGCCAUCUCCCUCUCAGGUGGAUCGCUCUGUGUUGGAUGCUUUACCAGCAGAGUUGCGAGAACAAGUAGAGCAAGCAUGGAACCACAAGCAGGUACCAGAUACCUCAUUUCACCCAGCUACACAAACCUUGACUGUAGCACCCUCUGUGCUGCUCCACCUCCCUGACCAGCCUGGGCAAACAGGCAGCACAGGCAUCAUACUGGAACUUCCUGACUUCUCCCAGGUUGAUCCAGAUGUUUUUGCAGCAUUACCCAGGGAAUUACAGGAGGAGCUACGCUCUGCUUACAGACGCAAAGAAAAUACUCAGGCUCAAGUAGUGGAACAGAGGAACCCGCUUCUUCACCUGAAACGGACUGCAGUCGGCAGGACAAAGCGGCGCUACAAGAGGAAAAAUGCCAGUCCUGCCAAGAAAGGUGCUAGUCCAUUAAAGAGACUCAUCCCAGGAAACAGUCCUGCAAAAUCCAGCCCCUCCAAAACCAUCCCAGUCUUACUAAAAGGCGGAGAAGCCCUCUCUGGCUUCAAGAUUGAAAAAGGACCAGCUUCAUCUCCUCUGAGCCAUCAAGCCCCUGAAGUACUGUCCAAAUGCACUCCUCGCCCUGUCCCCACCCUAGCUGGAGCUUUUGAACUCUGUGACAUCAGAGCCCUGCUGCAGGAGUGGGUUACUACCAUUUCAGAGCCUAUGGAAGAGGACAUUCUGCAGGUGGUGAAGUAUUGCACAGAGCUAGUAGAGGAUAAAGACCUGGAGAAACUUGACCUGGUCAUCAAAUACAUGAAGAGGUUGAUGCAGCAGUCAGUGGAGUCUGUGUGGAGCAUGGCUUUUGACUUCAUACUGGAUAACGUGCAGGUGGUUGUGCAACAGACUUAUGGUAGCACCCUGAAAAUCACAUAGAAGCAUUUAUGAGCUGUGUUCCCGCUUCUUGACACUGUGACAGCUUGAACCUGCCCUCUCGCCAGGAGAUUAUAGUGGCAAGAUUCAACACUGGUGGCUGCUUCCUUGUAUCUCCCUGUUUGUAUGACUGCACUCUUCAAGCCUUUCUCCAAGGACACGAAGAAAGUGUGUAGUUGGGCUUAAACAACUACAUUUUCAACAGAAAUUUGUAUUGUUACAGCAACAGAUUAUUUUUGUAGCAACAAGACACGCAGUUGUAUGACAAGGAUAUUGUAUCAGCAGCAGUUUGAAACGUAUGUCUGAGUACCACAAGGCACCACAUUUUAGCCUGGUCAUAAUGAUCUUCAAAAACUAUCUUGAUGUCAAUAUGCCACUUCAGAGGAACUGUCUGAAUGUUUUGCCCUGGCUGCUAUAAUCUAUUUCUCAAUGAGUGCUAUACUAAAAGCAGAAUAUAUGGCAAACAUGGUAGCAAUGUAAGGGGUGACAAGAUUUUUCCUCUAAAAUAGGUCAAGCCUAAGGUUUGAUAAAGCUAGCAUUUUGUAACUCUCAAGUGCCAGAAUUUGUAAGUAUAUUAUGUACAUAACUACAUGUAUGUAGAUGACAAUUUCUUAAAUAUUCUUUUAUUUGUGUGUGUGUGUGUGUAUAUAAUGUUUACAACAUUUUGUCUUGUGUAAGAGAGAAAUGAAGAGUAAUAUAAUUGUCACAAAUCAUUUGCCAAAGUCCUUUUCAGAUUUUCAGACCAUUUCAUCAUCUAUCUGUAUGAUAAGCCCAUAGACCAUACAGUUUUGGGUAGCUUAUACAAACUUUUAUCAUCUCCAGAAAACUUUGUAACCAAGCAAAUUUGGAUGUUUUAAAAAGAAUUAUGACCCAGUAAUAUGAUGAGAGUUAAUAAUGUGCUCAUAGUGCACCUGUUGUAUUUUAUUCUGCCACGAGUAUACAUAAGGGAAGGCCUGGAAAUCUAUUUGGUCAGCAAAAUCUGUCUCAAAUGACUGACCUGUGCCUGAAGACCUGAAGCUGUGACACCAUUUGUAUGGGUUUUGUUUUUUUUUUAAAUUUGUUAAUAAACUUGAAUAUCUGCUCUUAUUAA